Phytophthora infestans T30-4 is the source of this 1233-nucleotide messenger RNA. RefSeq lists its product as uncharacterized. Lineage: Eukaryota; Oomycota; Peronosporomycetes; Peronosporales; Peronosporaceae. The transcript is spliced from 2 exons. The record is from RefSeq and is a predicted model, not a curated record. Gene Ontology annotation, molecular function: oxidoreductase activity. The coding region runs from base 1 to 1233 and encodes 410 amino acids.
AUGGCCACGUCCUCGCAAGUUCGCCAAACCUUGACGCGCGAGCACUCGACCCUCCGCUUCCGAAUCGAGUACGGCAACUACCUGUCCAACCACCUGCUGCACGCGGUCGUGGCGCUGCAUGAGCUUGGCGCGAGUGAGCAGAAGAUUGCGGAGUACGCCGCGCACUACACUCAAAAACUCGAAGCCGAGGGCCCUGACCACGAAGACGUCGUUGAGCACGUUGCAACGCUCGUUGUCCUUUCCGAUGAAGAAGCUCAAGCGUUGCUGGGUAAACGCCAGCAGUACGACGCUCUACUUGCUUACUAUGCUCAGGAUGUCAAGCAACUCGGAGUUGAUGGAGCAGUGUGCAAGCAUCUGCCUAACCUCUUCAGCGGCUUGGCCGGCGCUCUGCUGCACGGUAUCAUCCAGCUAGGCUAUGCGUACCACAUCGGCGGUGACCGUCCUGUUGCUGAAGGACUCGCCUACCAGCACCACUGUUACUUGCCAUUUGACGAGCCGGAGAUGCCGCAGAGUAAUGAGCCACUGCGCCAAUUCACCCGCCAAACGGUAUUCGAAGUCGCUGACGCAGUCGCCAGCAACGAGUUCUUACGGUCCGAACAGGACCGACUCGUGGCGAUCUCACCGGUCAAGGACCUCGACAUCGGCUGGGUCCAGCGCGGUGUCAACGUAUUCUCGGGGCACCCGGAACGCAGCAGUCCUAAGGCUUUUGCUCUCAUCUGGACUCAGGUCAAUGCGUUUGACUUCUCGAACUUCGAUGGCAGCCACGCGCUCGAUAUGGUCAUGUGGUUGUAUGUCAUGCUCAAGCACAACGACUUUAUUAUCCUCCACGCCGCCACGUCGGCCUGGUCGCUCCAGCAACUGGAACACCUGCUGUCACCGUCCGAUAAGGCGAAAGCUUGGCGAGUGUGGUUACACGUAGCGCUGUCGGCGCUGGUGACCUCUCAGUCCCGUGACUUCCGUGAGGAAGAUAUCUGCAGUCCAUCCGACGACCUCGAAGCUCGCCUCGCUGCGCUCCCGUCCUGGCCGCAGCUGCGUGAGAAGGCCCUUGCUCUGCCUGGUUUCCCUGACGAACACGUCUACAAGAUGGUGCAAGUGGCCGAAGAACACGGCAACGCGAAGUACAACAACGUCAACCCCUUCCUAUCGACCACUGAACGCGAUUUUGUAGCUCGCACCGCCGCUAUCACCGUCAUCACGACGCCGUUCAAGCCGCUCACGCAUCCGCCCAAGUAA